CGUGACUGCCUCGAGGAGGAGGAUCGGAUCCCCUUGUGCCGUAAGCGACCAUGACCGGCCGGGGCACUCCGAGCCGUUUCUUGGCCAGCGUCCUGCGCAACGGCUUGGGCCGCUACGUGUGCCAGCUCCAGCGCCUCACCUUGACUCUCAGCCGGGACGCUCAGAGCUGCCGGGGCGCCAGAGAAUACAUCGAAGAAAAGGUGGUGGACUUUGCCAGGCAAAACCCCGGGAUUGUGGUCUACGUUGCCCCAAAGAAGUGCAGGGUCCCCACGGUGGUCGCUGAAUACUUGAAUGGAACUGUGCAGGAGCAGACUUUAACCAGCAACACAGCAGACGAGAUUGCAGAUAUCAUCCGCAAGCUGACCAGCCAAUCUGGCCUGGAGAUCAUCCGUAUCCGAAAGCCUUUCCACACAGAUAACCCCAGCAUCCAAGGCCAGUGGCACCCCUUCACAAACAAGCCCAGUGCACUCAACGUGGAAGCCGUGGGUCAUCAGCGCCUCCAGUCCCCAGAAAAAUAGGUCUGCACGGUUGCCAAAAGCUUGUGACUUUUCUGUGGGGAUUUCUGGAGUCCAGGGCAAGAUCAUAUAUCUGCAUUAAGCACAUACAUCUGCUUCGUCAUCCGCAAGAAGAAUGUCAUCCCUUUUCUUAGGAAAAUGGGCAGUAAAGAGAUGGGACUAGCUUGCUAUGUAUGUGAGCAACUUUCUGAUAAGAACAGUCCUGUUAUCUGAUUCUUGUAUUUAUCAGCUAAACCACAGACCAGACUAAUUUUGAGCAAGGCUUAGAACUGGAUGUGACUGGUUCUUCUUCAAAAGUGAGUGGGUGUGAUCCACGGAUGGGAACUCCAGGGGCAAUGAUUCUCUGUGGUGGUAGCUUGCCCCAACUAUAUUUUGUGAUCCUUGGUUAAUAUUACUCUUGACUGGAAUUUGAAAUAAACGAAGUAGAACCACC
Elgaria multicarinata webbii is the source of this 948-nucleotide messenger RNA. It is a transcript of the gene MRPL43, whose product is annotated as mitochondrial ribosomal protein L43. Bases 51 to 518 code for a protein of 155 amino acids. Gene Ontology annotation, biological process: mitochondrial translation. Lineage: Eukaryota; Metazoa; Chordata; Lepidosauria; Squamata; Anguidae. Gene Ontology annotation, molecular function: structural constituent of ribosome. The transcript is spliced from 3 exons. Gene Ontology annotation, cellular component: mitochondrial large ribosomal subunit. The record is from RefSeq and is a predicted model, not a curated record.